Messenger RNA from Oppiella nova, 770 nucleotides. NCBI's taxonomy places the organism in Eukaryota, Metazoa, Arthropoda, Arachnida, Sarcoptiformes, Oppiidae. The record is from the annotation of a GenBank genome assembly.
UAAGGCAGAUAACAAGCACAUGUUGGCACUCUAUUACCUAAAGCCAACAUUUACUUUCCAGUAUUAUACUUGUAAUCAUAAAAUUUAUAAAUUUAAUUCUAAUUAAAUUUAAUGAAAAUGUUUUUAAAAUGUGUAAUAUUUGCUACGAAUUGUCUAAUUAUGGCGAGCAGUCAAGACACACACAACACACACAAACAUCACAGCAAUUUCUUGGACCCUAAUCUCGACCAUAUAAGGGAAGACGUGAAGGAACAGUACCACAUCGAUCUGGACAGCAAGACACCAGAGAAAGAGUUGGACUUUUAUUACUUCCAAAUGCACGACUUCGACAAUAAUCUUGUCCUGGAUGGUCUCGAAAUUUUAACGGCUAUGAAUCACGUGAUCGAUGAGGACUACCUGCGGGCCAGGGCUGAGUCCACAACAACUCAAUCACCAAAUUUACUAGCUGAAUCCAAUGAUGAGGAGCACGAGGAUCCCAUGGAGUUCUAUAGGAUUAGAGAAAGGUUUAGAACUCAAGUUCGUUGGAACGAUAAGUUUGAUGAAGACUCGAAAGCAAUCGAUAAAUUACUGGAGGAAUACGACAGAGACAACGAUGGCUUCAUUUCGUACUCGGAGUAUAUAAUCGCCAGAAGACAAAAGCAUUAAACAAAUUAAUAGUACUUUGUGUUUAUAGUAUUAAGCCAUAACUAUAAUCAAUAUUCUUUACAACACUAAUGUCUAAACAAGUAGAUUAAAUUUACACAAUAUUCUAACUUUGAAUUAAAUCUGGG